Molecule: messenger RNA, 861 nt
Organism: Cotesia congregata
Lineage: Eukaryota; Metazoa; Arthropoda; Insecta; Hymenoptera; Braconidae
Source: the annotation of a GenBank genome assembly
CACACGCUGCAAGAUUUGAAAAACUUCCUUGUGACAUCAAAAGCUACAGCGAGCUUGAAGUAUAACAGUAGUACUACGGACUGUGUUUUGAGCACCGGCAUUGACACCUUUGAUAUACGCGAUAGCAAAAAAAAAAAAAUUGUAACUGCUACAAACAUAUAUUUUUAUGAUAAAGAGUUUGUAGAACUGUUAUGCCCUUUUACUGGGGUAAUAUUGAUUGAUGCGACAUUCGACGCUGUUCCACAUGUUAAGGACAACUCAAAUAUGCAGUUUUUGAGUAUUUUGGCCAAGAUCACUUUCAAUGGUCAUUCAAAGGCUUUUCCAGUUUUCUGGGUAAUUAUGUCUAACAAGGCCGAAGAGUGUUAUUUAAAAGCAUUCAACUACUUUGCUAGUCAAUUCCCAACAUUUCAGCCGACCACCUGCUUAACAGAUCACGAAUUGGCUAUGAGGAACGCUGUAAAGAAAAUAUACCCGGAUAUAAUAAACCGGACAUGUUAUUUUCAUUACAGCCAAGCUCUGAUCAAGAAUGCUAAGGAAAAGAAAGUCAUAACUUCGAAUAGUAGUACUUAUUCAAAUCCGGAAUUAUUCUACGUUAUAAAUCUAUUGAAGUAUUUGGCUUUUCUUCCAGCACAUUGUAUCAAUGUCACUUAUGAAGCUGUUAAAGAAGAGGCGAAAAAUUAUUUUGAAGAUUUGUUUAACGACUUCUUUGAGUAUUAUGAGGAUCAAUGGUUAAAAAAAGAAGGUCCUAAACAAUUUUCAGUUUUCGACCGACUGGAAGACCGCACAACUAACAUUGUAGAGUCAUAUCACAGUCAACUGAAUGCAUUGACGGUAAAACAUCCAGACUCGAACAAAUUCUUA